AUGCACUUUGUAGCUGGCUUUGUGUCAGUGCCACGCUUGUUGGAUCCUUUCCAUACGUUAUGGGAAUCCACAUCUGAAAGCAAAACAUCUUGCUAUGGAAGCUUGACGGCCUCAACAUCAUUUGUUUGCGCACCAAGUUUCCACCGUCAAAAUCCGUCUAGUACGCCAGCUUUUGAGCAUCUUUACUAUAUUUGGCAACAUUUUUGA
Thelazia callipaeda (thelaziosis nematode) is the source of this 207-nucleotide messenger RNA. The record is from the annotation of a GenBank genome assembly. Lineage: Eukaryota; Metazoa; Nematoda; Chromadorea; Rhabditida; Thelaziidae.